AUGGAUGCAAAGAGGAAGUUUUCACAAGAGAAAGAGUUAUGCUCGAACGAUGGCAAAAGGAAGAAGGUCGUGACACCAGAAAAUCAAGGAGCCGGUGGAAAUGGGACUCGUAUUUUUUCAGAAACUGAGGUUGAUGUAUUCAUAGAUGUACCAGUUGUGAGUUCUAACUUGGAAGAAAAGGUAUUUGAGAGAGAUCAUUCAACCGGAAGCGGCAGGGCCAGUAGCAGCAGAGGAGGUCGUGAAGGGCUAGCCAACGAUUUGAGCUUACAUGAAAAUGAAUUUGUUGAAGUUCAUGUAACAACAAGUGAAGAAGAAACUUUAACAAACAAAACAAGUGAAGAAGAAAUAAUGAAGGAUAAAGACAAAAGAAAAGCCAUCAUUGACCUUGAGGAGGAUACAUGGCCAAAAGAGGAAACGGUUUCAAACACAUUUGAGAAACAUGGAGAAGUAUCCAAAAACUGUGAGCAUUUUUGGAUAUGGAAGGAUGGUCUUGGUCAUUUUUGCUGGAAGUGUGACAUCAUUGGCAAGAAACAUCCGUUACCACCCGGCUAUGGAUCAAGCAACGUCAAUGGUAUAAAGUUGGAAGUUCCUGAAAAUGGGUUUUCAGGUACUGGUAUUUUCCCCCAUCCCAGGCGGAAAACUUGUAUGAAGCCUCAUCAAGUCAAGAUACUAAAUUUUCUAUGCAGCAACUUGGCUGUAGAAAACCCUAAUGGAUGUAUUCUAGCUCAAGCUCCUAUAUCUGAAAAGACCUUCUUGAUGAUCAAUCUCAUUCAUGGUUAUCUUGUCAAGCAUCCGAGUGCUAAGCCUCUACUUGUGCUUCCAAAAUCGAUGAUUAAUUUUUGGAAAAAGGAGUUUCAGGGAUUUGAAGUCAAUGACAUCAUGUUGCUGGACUUCUACUCGGCCAAAGCGAAUACGCGACCCCAGCAGUUAGAGGUUUUGAAGCAAUGGAUCACUAACCGGAGUAUCAUGUUCUUGGGCCACAAGCAAUUCUCCAACAUGGUGUCCGACAAGAAUGAUACACAAGCUUCUAAUGUUUGCAGAGACAUUCUCCUAAAUGAGUCUUCGCUUGUCAUCUUGGAUAGAGGAACUGAUCCGAGGAACGAGAUGAUGAGCUUUCUUAAGGUCUUUGCUCGUAUCAAAACGCCUCGUAAACUUUUACUCAGCGGGACAUUAUACCAAAGUCACGUCAAAGAGGUUUUCAACAUCAUUGAUCUUGUGUUCCCCGAGUUUCUGAAGCAAAGCCAACCUGGAUUUGUUACCAGAAGAUUAUUAAAUGUUGAUGCGGACGCUACUGGAGCUACAUUGGUUUCCUUGUUUGAUACGUUGGAGGAAGCUAUUCUGAGCCAAUAUACACAUCAUGGUGACAAGAUUGGUUGUUUAACGGAGUUAAGAAUGUUGACGAGCAAGAUUAUUUAUAAUCACAAAGGAGAGCAUCUUCUUGAAGACUCAUGCUUGGUGGACUUGACGGUUGUCCUCAAACUGACUUUGAACCAAAGGUCAGCAUGGGAGAUUGAAAGAAAUUCCAAAGGGAAGGGUUUUAAAACCUACUCUACCUUGAGUGGAAUCACACUUCACCCCAAGCUAUGUGUGUUCUCGGACCGACCCAAAGGUCUUCCUGCUCCAAGCGAGGAUGAGAUGGAUGAGCUUCUCAAAGACGUGGACGUGUUAGAUGGCGUGAAAACGAAGUUCUUGUUGGAUUUAGUGAAGCUAUGUGGUUACACAAAUGAGAAGAUACUUGUGGUGAGCCAGUAUGUCAUCCCAUUGAUGUUUCUCCAACGACUCAUGGCUAAGACCAAAGGCUGGAAAGAUGGCAAAGAGACAUUCAUGGUCCAAGGUAUGACAAGCCUCUCUGCUCGGGAAAACGCAUUUAAUCAAUUCAAUAACUCGCCGGAUGCGAAAGUGUUCUUUGCAUCCAUCAAAGCGUGUAGUGAGGAAAUAACUCUUGAGGGUGUAACAAGGGUUGUAAUGCUCGACAUUAUCGUGACCCCUUCUAUUGCUCAACAAGUCAUAGAGAUGGCAUAUCAUCCCGGCGAGGAGCAGCAAAAGAAAGUGUAUUCCUAUAGACUGGUGGCUGCUGAUACGUCUGAAGAAGAUCAAGAGAUGAACUCAGCUACGAAGGAGAUUGUUUCUGGAAUAUGGUUUGAUGGGAACUCAUAUCCACUCGAUGGAAAACUUCAGAUUCCAAUUAUUGACGCCAAGUUUAUCGAUGAUAACUUCCUUGAAGCUUCUUUUAUGAGCGAGGACAUCAAAACCAUUUACAAAAGGUUGGUUAUUAGUUUCAAUUUUUAA
Messenger RNA from Arabis nemorensis, 2289 nucleotides. NCBI's taxonomy places the organism in Eukaryota, Viridiplantae, Streptophyta, Magnoliopsida, Brassicales, Brassicaceae. The record is from the annotation of a GenBank genome assembly.